AUUUAGUACUAAUGCCAAAGAUAUAGGUAUGUUAUACCUAAUGUUUGGUUUAUUUUCAGGUAUGAUUGGAACUGCAUUUUCGGUUUUAAUUAGACUUGAAUUAGCAUCACCUGGAGCUCAAUACUUACAAGGAGACAAUCAAUUAUAUAAUGUAAUUGUAACAGCGCAUGCAUUCCUUAUGAUUUUUUUCAUGGUUAUGCCUGCAAUGGUAGGAGGGUUUGAGGUUUAUAUUUUAAUUAUACCAGGAUUCGGAAUGGUUAGUCAUACUAUAUCAGCAUUUUCAGGUAAACCGAUUUUUGGUUAUUUAGGAAUGGUAUAUGCUAUGAUGUCUAUUGGAGUUUUAGGAUUUGUAGUUUGGAGUCAUCAUAUGUACUCUGUAGGAUUAGAUGUAGAUACAAGAGCAUACUUUACAGCUGCAACUAUGAUUAUUGCAGUUCCAACAGGAAUAAAAAUCUUCAGUUGGUUAGCAACAAUUUACGGAGGAUCAAUUAGAUUUACAACUCCAAUGCUGUUUGCAUUAGGGUUUGUAUUCUUAUUUACAGUUGGAGGAUUAACAGGGGUUGUUCUUGCUAAUGCUUCAAUUGAUGUAGCAUUCCAUGAUACUUAUUAUGUCGUAGCACAUUUCCAUUACGUAUUAUCUAUGGGAGCUGUGUUUGCAUUAUUUGCAGGAUGGUACUAUUGGUCACCAAAAAUUUUUGGAUUAUCAUAUAAUGAAUUAGCAGGACAAAUACAUUUCUGGAUUUUAUUUAUAGGAGUAAAUGUGACAUUUUUACCAUUACAUUUCUUAGGAUUACAAGGUAUGCCUAGAAGAAUACCAGAUUAUCCUGAUGCAUUUGCUGGAUGGAAUUUAGUAGCAAGUUAUGGUUCAAUUAUGUCAGUUGUGGCAGUAGCUGUGUUUAUUUUUGUUAUCUAUGAUCAAUUAGUUAACGGUAAAGCAGUAUCGAAUAAUCCAUGGAGAAUACCAGCAUUCUUUGAAUCAACAGCUGAAUUUAAUUUAAAUGCUAAUGUUGCUAGCUCAUUAGAGUGGUCACUUCAAUCACCACCAGCUCAUCAUGCAUAUAAUAUGCUACCAGCUGAAACACUACGUUCUUUAUCAGUAAAAAGAAAUAAUAUAUCAACUAAGCUUGAAGAUGAUUAUAAUGCAGAAACAGAAUAUUCACCUAUACAAUUUAUAAGUCAAUUAAGAGGUCAAUUUAAUGCGGCAGAACCUUCACCAUUAUUAGCUUUAGCUAUGGCUAUUAUUUUAUUUUCUAUGGCUGGAAUACCUCCAUUAAUAGGAUUUUUUGCCAAACAGGCAGUAUUAUUAGCUGCAGUGAAAAAUGGAUUUAUAUUUUUGGCCUUAAUUGUUAUGUUAUUAAACCUAAUUUUUAACGGAUUAAACCCUCUUUUAACAGAUGCUCCUACACCUUGGGGAUUAUAUUUUCAAGAUGGGGCUAGUCCUUCAUUUGAAGGAAUUGUUGAAUUACAUGAUCAAAUUAUGUUUUAUUUAGUAGUAAUUCUAUUUGGUGUAGCAUGGAUUAUGGGUUCAGCAAUGAAAACUUUUUCAAGUAAACAAACACAAAUAGUACAUAAAUAUUCAAAUCACGGAACUUUAAUAGAACUAAUUUGGACUAUUAGUCCAGCAUUAGUUCUAGUAGCUAUUGCUUUUCCUAGUUUCAAGCUAUUAUAUUUAAUGGAUGAUGUAUUAGAUCCAGCAAUGACAGUAAAAGCAGUAGGUCACCAAUGGUACUGGUCAUACGAAUAUUCUGAUUUUGUAAAUGAUGAUGGUGAAUCAAUUGAAUUUGAUAGUUAUAUGAUACCACAAGAAGAUUUAGUUGACGGACAAUUGAGACAAUUAGAAGUUGAUUCUAGAGUUAUUGUACCUGUUAACACUCAUAUUAGAUUUAUCGUAACUGGAGCUGAUGUAAUCCAUGAUUUUGCAGUUCCUGCCUUAGGUUUAAAAAUUGAUGCUACACCAGGAAGAUUAAAUCAAGCUUCAGUAUUAAUUCAAAGAGAAGGAGUAUUUUACGGUCAAUGUUCUGAAAUUUGUGGAGUAUUACAUUCGGCUAUGCCAAUAUCUAUAGAAGCUGUUUCAGUUGAAAAAUACUUAGCUUGGUUAGAUUCACAAGCCUAA
This is a messenger RNA of Telopea speciosissima, 2113 nucleotides long. RefSeq names its product cytochrome c oxidase subunit 1-like. The transcript is spliced from 4 exons. The record is from RefSeq and is a predicted model, not a curated record. Gene Ontology annotation, cellular component: membrane. Bases 29 to 2113 code for a protein of 694 amino acids. Gene Ontology annotation, biological process: electron transport coupled proton transport; mitochondrial electron transport, cytochrome c to oxygen. Gene Ontology annotation, molecular function: heme binding; cytochrome-c oxidase activity; copper ion binding. Lineage: Eukaryota; Viridiplantae; Streptophyta; Magnoliopsida; Proteales; Proteaceae.